CGUGGGAAGAGAGAUGGCGUGCUUGUUGGAGGCCCCUCUCCGCAUCAGCGUGCUGUCUGAAGUCACUGCCACGAGUCGGCAUUAUGUUGACAGACUGUUUGACCCCGACCCACAGAAAGUGCUGCAGGGAGUCAUUGAUAUGAAGAACGCCGUCAUUGGAAACAACAAGCAGAAAGCCAAUCUGAUCGUCCUGGGAGCCGUGCCCAGGUUACUGUACCUGCUCCAGCAGAGUUCGUCCAGUCUGGAGCUGAGGAGCGAGUGUGCCGUGGUUCUGGGCAGCCUCGCCAUGGGCACUGAGAACAACAUCAAGUCCCUGGUGGACUGUCACAUCAUCCCUGCUCUUCUACAAGGUCUCCUGUGUCCAGACCUGGUCUUCAUCGAAGCUUGUCUCCGAUGCCUCAGAACGGUCUUCAUCAGUCCAGUCACUCCUGUGCAGCUGCUCUACACUGACCCCACUGUGAUUCCUCACCUCAUGUCUCUCCUGAGCCGCUCGCAGAGAACGCAGGAGUACACCACACAGAUCUUCUCCCACUGUUGUAAGACGCCCGAGCACCAGACGGUUCUGUUCAACCACGGUGCCAUCCAGAACAUCGCCCCCCUGCUCAUCUCCCCCUCAUAUAAGGUCCGGAUGCAGGCGUUAAAGUGUUUCUCAGUCCUGGCCUAUGAGAACACUCAGGUCUCCAUGACGCUGGUGAACGUGCUGGUGGACGGGGAGCGUCUCUCUCAGGUAUUUGUCAGAAUGAUGCAAAGGGAUCAGCCCAUAGACAUGCAGCUAACCGCAGCCAAAUGUUUAACGUACAUGUGUCGAGCGGGAGCCAUCAGGACGGACGAGAGCUGCAUCGUCCUGAAGACGCUGCCGUGUCUGGUGCGCAUGUGCAGUAAAGAGCAUCUGCUGGAGGAGCGGGUGGAGGGCGCAGAGACGCUGGCUUACCUGAUGGAGCCUGACGUGGAGCUGCAGCGGAUCGCCAGCACCACCGACCACCUGGUGGCCAUGCUGGCCGACUACUUCAAAUACCCCAGCUCUGUGUCGGCCAUCACGGACAUCAAGAGGUUGGAUCACGACCUGAAACACGCGCACGAGCUCCGACAAGCUGCUUUCAAACUCUACGCCUCGCUCGGCUCCAACGACGAGGACAUCCGCAAAAAAAUUACAGAGACGGAGAACAUGAUGGACAGGAUCGUCAGCGGCCUCUCAGAAUCCAGCAUUAAAGUGCGCUUGGCUGCUGUCAGGUGUCUUCACAGUCUUUCCCGCUCAGUGCAGCAGCUGAGGACCAGCUUCCACGACCACGCCGUGUGGAAACCGCUCAUGAAGCUGUUGCAGAACGCUCCAGAUGAAAUCCUGGUCAUGGCUUCAUCCACACUAUGCAAUCUACUGCUGGAGUUUUCACCCAGCAAAGAGCCGAUCCUGGAGUCAGGAGUGAUCGAACUACUAUGCAGUUUAACCCAGAGUGACAGUCCAGCACUGAGGGUCAACGGGAUCUGGGCCCUGAUGAACAUGGCGUUCCAGGCGGAUCAGAAGGUGAAGGUGGAGAUCGUCCGAUGUCUCGGCACAGAGCAGCUGUUCCGUCUGCUGUCAGACCCCGACACCAACGUCCUGAUGAAGACGCUGGGUUUACUGCGGAACCUGCUGUCCACGCGCCCGCACAUCGACCAGAUCAUGAGUUCUCACGGGAAACAGAUCAUGCAGGCGGUGACUCUCAUCCUGGAGGCGGAGCAUAGCAUCGAGGUGAAGGAGCAGACGCUGUGCAUUCUCUCUAACAUCGCCGACGGCAACACAGCCAAGGAUCUGAUCAUGACCAACGACGACAUGCUGCAGAAAAUCAAAUACUACAUGGGACAUUCAAACGUGAAGCUGCAGCUCGCUGCCACUUUCUGUGUCUCCAACCUGAUCUGGAACGAGGAGGACGGUUCUCAAGAGCGUCAGGACAAGCUGAAGGAAAUGGGCUUCAUCGACGCUCUGCACAAACUGACCCAGGCGUCUGACGCCAACCUCAGUGACCGGGCGAAGACGGCGAUGCAGCAGUACCUCGCAUGACCACAGGGGGAAGAAGAAGAAGGAGGAGGAGGAGUCUUCUACUGCCAGCCUACAUAACAAUUGCCAGGAGGGGGCGUCACUGGUUGUUUAAUUUUGAGGUUGUUUUGAUGCACAGAGACACCUUUUUUUUUUUCUUUUUUUUUUGAUGACCUUUGGCGACCUCCGCUGACCUCUAACCCUCCGCCUUGACGCCGUGGUCUUUGGGAAAUCAACGGUUACGAGGAUUUCACGUGUUUGUUUGUUUUCUCUUUAAGGACAAAGUGAUUUUUUUCUUUCUUUUUUGUUUGAAAAAUGAUUUUUAGUUUUUUUUUUGUGGUUGGAGAGGAGGAGGAGCCAGCGCCGCCUCGCCGCCGCCUAUCGGACUCCUGGAUGACGGAGACGCGGCUGUCGGAGGUUCUGACACAGGAGCGCCGGCUUUUAAUCCCACUUUUAUUUUUGCUAAUUUGAACUAAUAUUUACAACUAAAUAUUAACAACGUUUCCUCGUCAAACGCGAGCGAGGACACGUGUGGAAAACACAAGAGACUAAAGUCUAUUUUCAAAUGUUUUCUUCUGUUUUUGUUUUUUUUUGUGGAUACAUACCUCGUAAAUAUAUAAAUAUAUAUAAAUAUGAACAUAAAUAUAUAUAUUUUUGGAUUUUUAACCCCCCCCCCGUUCACCCUCUGAACCAUGACUCAGCAGAUUGUCCCUCGUGUCGGACGUUGAUCGCGGUGAAUGACGGGAGUUAGCGUGAUUCUGUUGUUUGUUUGUUUUUUUUCGUCUGCACUGGUUCCUGUUCCCGAACAUCGUUAUGAUCCCAAUGGGAAAAGACGGAGCGUCUGAGUGUAGGUCAUGUGAUCCAUGGAAUUCCUACGUUUUUUGUUUGUUUGUUUGUUUGUUUGUUUUCCUCCUGCUGCUGCGUGUGUUUUAAACUUAGACUGUUAGUAAAAAUGGACGUCGUCAUCUCGAAAUAAUGGAAAACAGAAAAUAUUCACGUUUAAGAAGCUGAAAAAAUCGGAACAUUUUCUUGAAUCAGUAAAACAAACACUUUGAUAAUUGACGAUUGAUUUAGUGAUUGAUUAAUCAUCGAUAAAUCGUAAAACCAGACUAGUUUCAGGUCUACGUCAGAAGAACAUGACGUCAAUUUUGUAAAUAACGUUCAAAUUUAAACUGUGAAGCAGAAGGCCACGCCCACUUUUAAUGAACAGUCUAUGAAGAGAAAGCUAGCGCAACGUGAGACUGCCCCCUGGAGGCUAAAAGCACUUUGUGCAUCCUCAGUGAAAAUGCGAUGUUUUCGUCCCUUUUUGACUCAUUUUUUUUUCUUCAUCAUCCUCAUCUUUAUCGCGAAAUUUCUCGACCGUCGCUCCCUCACAUUUCACCCGUUCACCUUGAAGCUCUGAUUGAAUGAAUGAAUGAAUGAAUGUUACCAUAAAAAAUAUAUGCAGACUUGAAGAAGA
Solea senegalensis (Senegalese sole) is the source of this 3470-nucleotide messenger RNA. It is a transcript of the gene armc8, whose product is annotated as armadillo repeat containing 8. The record is from RefSeq and is a predicted model, not a curated record. Gene Ontology annotation, molecular function: protein binding. Gene Ontology annotation, cellular component: GID complex. NCBI's taxonomy places the organism in Eukaryota, Metazoa, Chordata, Actinopteri, Pleuronectiformes, Soleidae. The transcript has 22 exons. Bases 14 to 2035 code for a protein of 673 amino acids. Gene Ontology annotation, biological process: proteasome-mediated ubiquitin-dependent protein catabolic process.